UUUGUCGGGAGCGCUGCAAGCAGUAGCAAUGGUUCAGAGGAACUACCAUUUGCGGAACCCGAACUCACAAAGCUUCGUGAACGCUACGGCCACUUUGUUGUUACGUUUUCCAAUACUGACGAUUGUCGAAAAUUCCGCCAGAUGCAUGAAGAGCGUCUUGCUCGUCACGAUAUCGUUACAGCAUCUCCUGUGGGAACUCCGAUGCUUUCGCCAUCACCGACUCCUGAUCAGCCGCAAACCGAGAUACCCGUCGAUUCGCCAUUCGCACUCACGCCUCCGCGGCCAGUUCUACAAGUGGAAUCAGUGCAAGAUAGUCCGAUGCCGCUGCCUCUAAACGACAUGUUAGAGGAGUCUGCCACGUAUCCGGAGCUCAAAUUGCCCCCGUCUGCCAGUCCAAUAUGGCCGGAGGAUACGUCAAUACAUGCCAGAUUUCUUGAUGUUGCGGGUAAAGACCUUUGUCGCCAGUGUGGACCGGCUGUGGCGAAUACAGCGUCCGAUGCCGGUUACCUCCUGCAACAUGAUGAUAUCUACAAAACUCUGAGGAAUAACGAAAUUCGCCUGCUUCUCAUUCGGCCGGGCAGUUAUGAUGACCCACUGUCGUGCUCGCUUCAGGCCUAUCCUCUUUCAGGCAUUGAUGAUACCUCUUAUGAAGCAGUUUCGUACUGCUGGGGACGUGUGGAUCAGACCAAAGAUAUAAUGAUCAGCGCGAGCCACAGCUUCAAAGUCUCUAAGCACCUGUGGGAGGGCCUUCGUCGCCUUCGGUUACAGUCUCACGAACGCUGGGUAUGGAUAGACGCCGUCUGUAUCAACCAAAGUGACAUCGGUGAAAAGAAUCAGCAAAUUCCAUUGAUGCGUCGCAUAUACGAAAGUGCAAGACGAACACUAAUUUGGAUUGGAGACAUCGGCAUGGAUGGCAAAAACUGUGUACGAACAGUUUGGGCCGAGAACGACCAACAAGUGGACGUUCCAACCCUUUGUUUUUCUGGUAGCAUGAGCAAGGACUUGGUUCAUGGCGUCGAAGACAUCAAAAGCGCCUUGAAGAGAUUCUACGACGAAAUAUGCAAGAGCGGAUCCAUGGAGGUGUGGUGGAAACGAUUAUGGGUGAUACAGGAGUACCACUUCUCGAAGAAACCACCGAUUGUCUAUGUUGGUUUCCACAGCAUGAACUGGAAACACUUUGCCUACAUGAUGAAAAACAUCACCGAGCCUGAUGAUCAGCUCGCGCCAUUUCAUCGUUUAGGCACGAGAGAGCAUCGUACCCUGUUUGAUCUUCUCUGCUCUGCUAGAUCCUUUCACUGCAAUGAUCCCCGCGAUCGCAUAUACGGUCUGCUCUCCAUGCAGUCGCCUCCGACCAUUGAGCCGGACUACAGCAAGAGCGUGCUGAAGGUAUUUGAGGAAACCUGCUUGCAUCUCAUACACGAAUCACGCAGCGUCGACGUCCUUCUUGAUAACAGAGCAGAUCGGACGCGCUGGGGCCCUAAGAACGUCCAUGAUGUUAUGCCAACGUGGAUGCCUGAUCUUCAAGUACUGCUCUCCAGAGAUAUCGUACAGAUCAACGAAAGCUCAGCAGGCACGGGUCAACAUGGUCGGACAGCAUCCGCGAGCCUCAUUCGGUACAUCAGUGGACAAAAGGGCUACGAUGUGCCAAGUUUGUUGAGCGUAAGGGGCAUAAAAUUCGAGCGAAUCUCCCGACGCACAACAAAGACCGACUUUGCGCGAUAUUUUGAUAAAUCCCCAAGCGGCAGCUUAGUCUACUACAGUGCGAAGAGGCGAGGUUACCUGCUUGACACUAUCCUCAACAAACUACAGUAUAGCUCCACGACGGACACAAAAUUCGACCAACUUGAAAGAAGACCUUACCUUAGUCAGCUCAUGUUAGAUUAUGUUUUCGAGAACAAACGCAGCUUCGUCGGAGAACACCAAAGAAGGAUGGAGCGUGUCCCCAACACUGCCAUUCACGCCUACAAAGCACAACGCGAGAAGGAUGUGGCAUUCGUUCACAAUAAGCCAAAAGACGUAAAGUACGUCAGAGAUCGCUGGCAGAUGAAGAUAGACAACGCAGAGCUCGACAUCUUCAUCCCUGAACGACUUCGAGAUCUUCUCAAUGACCAUACGCGACGGGAUCGGGAAAACAUCAUGAACGAUUUCAAAAUCGCACGCGAUUUCGAGAAUCUCUUCGCCUAUGCGCGCACCACGGAAGACAAGUAUUACUUCAUCGGGGCAAACUUUGAUGCUCCUAUGAGGGACGAUGUCUUGGCUUGCGAUUCUGUGGAAGAAGCCAACCAGCUGGCAUCGCGCUAUGGAACCGAUGAAUCCGAUCCAGAGUACCACUUCUACAACGCCAAGAAUCGCGAACGGGACUUCUUCAUCACGGAGGGCGGCUUCGUUGGUCUCGGCCCUGCGAAGCUCGAAGAGAACGAUCUGGUCAUUGUUCCGAUCGGCUCCAGCCUGCCCUGGAUCGUCCGGGGACAUCGCAGUGGCGAUAUCGAGUACUACACUUUUGUUGGGGAGGCGGUGGUGCCAAGCAUCAUGUCAGGUGACCUCCUUCUUCAGGAGGCGGCAGUGGAGGAAGACAUUAAUCUCAGAUGAUGCUUAACAGAGCGGACGAGGCGGCGGUUGAAGUUUCGGGUGGUGUGACGCGAUUUAGGAGCAUUGAGUGACAGACGAGCUGGUGUUCGGAGCGUUCGGAGCGUUCGGAGCAUUUUGUUACAUAUGGGUUCACUGAGCUUGCUUCCACGCAGAGUUCAGGGGUGUUUGCAGACGUUUCAAGCCUUAGAGGCAUAGAUGUUUACCGCGGUCAGACCUACGGAGCAUAGAUAUACGAAUAAU
Dissoconium aciculare CBS 342.82 is the source of this 2829-nucleotide messenger RNA. RefSeq lists its product as uncharacterized. Lineage: Eukaryota; Fungi; Ascomycota; Dothideomycetes; Mycosphaerellales; Dissoconiaceae. The record is from RefSeq and is a predicted model, not a curated record. The transcript is spliced from 4 exons. Bases 142 to 2589 code for a protein of 815 amino acids.